AUGGACGCUCACGUCCUCGAGGCAGAAGCCGAGAAAAAACCCCAGACGGAGUUAAACCUGGCCCCCGUCGAAGAUGAUUCCUCAAAAUCCCAGCCGACGGGAUUCUUCGCGCGCAUUCGAUAUUACGAGGAGCUGCUGGACCGGAAAUUAGGCAUCGAGUCGCAUAGUCUUGACAGAGUCCCUGCUGAUGAUCGCCACCCUCCGAACUCGCUAGCCAUGGCCUUCAUGUGGGCCUCUGCCACCAUGAACAUCAGUUGUUUCAGUACCGGCUUCCUGGGGAAGCAGUUCGGUUUGUCGUUGGGACAGACGAUUCCGAUUGUCAUUUGCUCGACUUUCUUGGGGGCUUGUGUUACGGGAUGGUGCGCUACCCUGGGCCCUGAGACCGGACUCCGUCAGGUCGCUAUCUCCCGGUACUCACUGGGCUUCUACCCGUCGUCUAUCAUCGCCCUUCUCAAUGUGAUCGAGCAACUGGGCUGGGCCUCGGUGAACUGCAUUACGGGAGGAUUAGCACUGAGCGCCGUAUCUGACGGCCGCGUCUCCAUCGCCGUCGGGGUCGUCAUCGUGGCAUGCAUCAGCUUUGUGUUCAGCUUUGUCGGGCUGAAAGGCGUGCUCCUGUACGAGCAAUACGCCUGGACCGUGUUCUUCGUCAUCUUCAUGAUCAUCUACGGCGAGUCGGCUCAUCGCGCCAACAUCGCCGCGCCGCCCACCGUCUUCGGCCUCGAUAGGUCCGGCAACGUGCUGAGUCUGAUCAGCGUCGUCUACGGGUCCAGCGCGUCGUGGAGUUCCAUCGUCUCGGACUUUUACGUCCAGUAUCCGGUCAAUAUCUCCAAGGUGAAGGUCUUUCUGUAUACAACCCUCGGAAUCACCAUCCCCACGUGUAUCGGCAUGCUGCUCGGCGCUUGUAUUAGCUCCGCAUUGGACACGAACCCGGAAUGGGCUGCUGCGUAUGACGAUGGGAUCGGCGAGAUUCUGAAGAUCAUCAUCUAUCCGCGCGGAUUCGCCAAGUUCCUGCUGGUACUGUUGGUGUUGUCUGGAAUCGGCGUCAACUGCAUCGCCAUCUACUCCGGUGCCCUCUCCGCCCAACUCUUCGCCAAACCCUUCGCCAAAGUGCCCCGCGCACUCUGGUCCACGCUCGUCUUCGCCUGCAUCCUCUGCCUCGGCAUCGCAGGCCGGGACCACCUCCUCGACGUCCUCGAGAACUUCCUCUCGCUGCUCGGCUACUGGAACACCUCGUUCUUCGUGAUCCUGUUUCUCGAACACUACGUCUUCCGCGGCGGCAAGGUCUCCAACUACGAUCUGGACGCGUGGAACACGCCGUCUCGCCUGCCCGUCGGGUACGCGGGCUUCACGGCAUUCUUGUGUGGCGCGGCGGGUUGGAUCGUGGGCAUGGUGGAGACGUAUUAUGUGGGCGUGUUGGCGAGGCAGAUCGGGAGAGAUGGGGGCGAUGUUGCGAAUGAGUUGGCGUUGGUGUUUACGGGCGUGGCGUAUGUGCCAUUGAGGAUGUUGGAGAUGAGGUUUGUUGGGCGGUAG
Messenger RNA from Aspergillus melleus, 1530 nucleotides. RefSeq names its product putative nucleoside transporter. The transcript has 3 exons. Bases 1 to 1530 code for a protein of 509 amino acids. Gene Ontology annotation, cellular component: fungal-type vacuole membrane; plasma membrane. Gene Ontology annotation, biological process: transmembrane transport. Lineage: Eukaryota; Fungi; Ascomycota; Eurotiomycetes; Eurotiales; Aspergillaceae. The record is from RefSeq and is a predicted model, not a curated record. Gene Ontology annotation, molecular function: transmembrane transporter activity.